Messenger RNA from Suillus fuscotomentosus, 714 nucleotides. RefSeq lists its product as uncharacterized. Lineage: Eukaryota; Fungi; Basidiomycota; Agaricomycetes; Boletales; Suillaceae. Bases 1 to 714 code for a protein of 237 amino acids. The transcript is spliced from 2 exons. The record is from RefSeq and is a predicted model, not a curated record.
AUGUUAAGCAGACGAGCAGUCCCGGAAAUUGGCGGUUCACAAGGCGGUUUCAUCGGACUUGUUGUCGCUUUGAGCUUGCUCAUUAUCAUCUGCUGUAUUGCAGUCUUCUUCCUCCUCCGCAAUCAUGAACCCUCCGAACAAGAUCGCAAUGCCCGCCGUGAGCACUACCGCCGUAACCGCGACCUCCAAGCACACGAUUCAACAGCGGAACAGAGCUCCUUUGGGGACAAGCUCCGUGGAGUAUGGGCAGAUAGAUGGAGUAGUAGGAGCAGAAGCGGCGGACGACGAGGUGGGCGUAGCUGGAUCCAAGCUGGCUCAGGUGAUGAAUGGGAGAUUAAUUCAGAUCACGGUGAAGAACGUAGGGCACAGCAGCCCAUGGAACCCUUUUCCAGGUCUUUUCAAGAGGGACCUUACAGCCCCCAGGUCCCAGAAAUCGACUCACCGCUGUCAGAUGCGGAGUCGUAUGCACCGAUGCAUUAUGGGGAUUCGUACGCAAAGGGCCCAUUGCAUGUGACAUCGCCACAGCGGGUGACUUUUGCACGGUCUCAGUCACCGCUCUCGCUGUCGAGCUCACCUAUGUCCCCUGGAUCGCAUCGAGAUGCAAGUGUGGAUGACGAAGAGGUGCACCCGCCCGACCACCGUCAUUUCUCUACACAAUCAUCGACAUCAGUGCGGACUUUUGAGGGAGGCACAAAGUUUAUCGAGUCGCUCUAG